Camellia sinensis is the source of this 1118-nucleotide messenger RNA. Its product is annotated as proteasome subunit alpha type-3. Gene Ontology annotation, cellular component: proteasome core complex; proteasome core complex, alpha-subunit complex. Gene Ontology annotation, biological process: ubiquitin-dependent protein catabolic process. The record is from RefSeq and is a predicted model, not a curated record. Lineage: Eukaryota; Viridiplantae; Streptophyta; Magnoliopsida; Ericales; Theaceae.
UUUUGAGAAAAGAGUAAGAGGAGCCCAAAGCCGCAUUGGAGUGGAAGAAACAAGAGAGGGACGAAGAAGAAGAAGAAGAAGAAGAAGGAAGAAUGAGCAGCAUAGGAACAGGUUAUGAUCUCUCAGUCACCACUUUCUCUCCCGAUGGCCGCGUUUUCCAGGUUGAAUACGCUUCCAAAGCUGUCGACAACAGUGGGACUGUUGUUGGCAUAAAAUGCAAGGAUGGGAUUGUUAUGGGAGUGGAAAAGCUCAUUGCAUCAAAGAUGAUGCUACCCGGUUCCAAUCGCAGAAUCCACUCCGUUCAUCGCCAUUCCGGCAUGACAGUUGCUGGAUUAGCAGCAGAUGGGAGGCAAGUUGUUGCACGAGCAAAGUCUGAAGCAACAAAUUAUGAAAGUACUUAUGGCGAACCCAUUCCUGUGAAGGAACUUGCUGAACGUGUUGCUAGUUAUGUGCAUCUAUGCACACUUUAUUGGUGGCUCAGACCUUUUGGAUGUGGAGUGAUUCUUGGAGGUUAUGACAGAGAUGGGCCACAGUUAUACAUGAUUGAGCCUUCUGGGAUUUCAUAUAGGUAUUUUGGUGCUGCGAUUGGGAAAGGAAAGCAAGCUGCUAAAACAGAAAUUGAAAAGUUGAAGCUUUCUGAAAUGACUUGCCGCGAAGGGGUUAUUGAAAUAGCCAAGAUUAUUUAUAAGGUGCAUGACGAGGCUAAGGAUAAGGCCUUUGAAUUAGAAAUGAGCUGGGUCUGUGAAGAGUCAAAGCGCCAACAUGAAAAGGUACCAGAAGAGCUUUUAGAGGAAGCCAAGGCUGCAGGCAAGACGGCAUUGGAGGAAAUGGAUGCUGAUUAAUGAAGCAUUUUUCCUAGUUUGUGUGUUUUUUAAUGGCUUAUCGUUGUUAUAAUUGUCUCAUAGAUUCUCCCAAACUCGAAUAGUUGCCAAUUGGUUUGCGUGCCAUUCUUCUUCAUUUUUCUAGUAUUAGUUUUCUCCUUUUAAUUUUUGUUGUUUUGUUUCCUCUGUAAGCCAUAUCUUGGCUGUAUGGUCAUAUGCAGGCUCCUAAAACAGAAUACCAAUGUAUUCAUCGACUUUGAUGCCGUUUACUGACUCUUAAAUACUUCUUUUGCUCUC